AUGCAAAUGGAUGAAGAAACUUAAGGAUUAGUACAUCAAUAAGUGAAGAAACCUAAAGAUCCUGAAACACGUGGCAUACUCUCCACUAUUUGUUAAAUAAUUCAACUGAUCAUACUAAUUUUAUUAGUUUACUUACUCUUUAAGUAUGCUUUGGCCAAUCAUAAAUAAUCGUUUUAGAUCCCUUAAAUCUAAUAAUUGAAAGUUAAUGAAAUAGAAAAUAUAGAUGAUAUUGAUAAUACUGUAGUUUUAGAUAAAGAAGAUUAAGACAUCAUGCAAUUUUUAACUAGUCCGGAAGAUGUUACUUAAUUUGAUAACAUUAUCCCAGAACCAGAAGAAGAACAUUUUGAAGAAUUAAUAUUUGAAGCUGAACCAUGGAAUGAAGGAUAAUUAUAAGGUUGGUAAUUUAAGAAUGGAUUAACCUUGAUUGUUCAAGAAAAAUUAGUAGAUAUUGCCACUUUGUAAUUUGUAAUCUAUCAUGGUUAUCAUGAUGAUGAUUAUAAUACAUUAUUCAUGCAUUUAUUACUGAAACAAUAGUGUUCCUAAGCAUAAUUAAUUGAAAGACCCUACAUGAGUACUAUAACUAUUCACUUUAAAAACGAAUUAAUGGAAACUUGUAUAAGAAAAUUUGCUGAUUCACUUGUAAGAGAAUAUACUUAAGAUGAUUUGGAUAAUAUAAAUAGUGAAGAAAUUGAAAUUAAUGACUUUGAUCUCAUUUCUAAAAUUGAUAGAGUCUUAGAUGCAAUAUCAUUAAAUAAUGAAAUUAUGACAGAACCAAUGUAGAUAUAAGAUUUAUAAAAUUACAUUGAGUUAAUAUUAGUUUCCAAUCCACUUAGAUUGACAAUAGAAUCUGCACUUUCAAAUUAAGAAAUAUAUAUGAUAGUUUCUGAUACUUAAUUAUUGUAAAAAGAAUUCGGAACAUCCAUUAUUGAUACUUGGGAUCUAGAGCCUAUUUUAUAUAAUCAAAUUAGAAUCAAUUCCAAUCUAACAUCAACAAUUUUGAUAUAUCCAACAAAGCAAGAUGAAUUUUUUAAACAUUUGUUAUUGUUAAAAACAUAAAAUUCUCUACAAACAAUUCUUAAAUGCUAAUUUGAAAUUCUAGAUUUUGAUUUCUUGGCAAUUAAUAUUUAAGAAUGUAAUGCCGAUAGCAUUACAUUAGCUAAUGCCAUCUAUAAUUUUGGCUCAUUUUUAAAAAGAUAGAAUGAAAAAACAUUAUUAAAUUGUCAUAAAGAUUUUUACAAUUUAUAAAUUCUCUAUCAAAAGUAUGUUGAUGAUAAAGAAUUUUCCAAGAAGGAUUUAAAUUCGAUUAUUGAUAAUAUUUAAUCUGGAGUCAUUAUUAUUUAAUAAGGAUAAUAUAUUUAUCAAGAAUUAAAGACUUUAAACACAGAUGAGUUCUUAAAAUCUAAUUUUGUUAAUAAAAAAGUACAAUCAAUUGAAUACUCUAAUAUUAUGUUAGAUUAUACAACUGUUUCUACUAUAGAUGAAUAAUUAAUUUCAUAGUUAAAAUUACCUAAUCUCUCUUAAUAUAUUCCUAUUGAAUAGCCAAAUUAUAAUUUUUACACUACUUAUUAAAUUCUUCAAGCUAAUAUUACUUUAUCAGAACCCUUACUCAUGAGUGAAUCUCCAAACGAUAUAGAACCUGUUUAUAAACCUCUUACUCCUUAUAUUCCAUUAGAUUUAGAUCAAUCUUAAAAAAAUUACUUAAUACCAAAUUUAACUCCAUUAUAGAUAUCUUAAGAAUUGUGGUGGCAAUACGAUAAUAGUACAAAUAGAGUGUUUCUUGGUAUUUUAUUCUACAAACCAAUAAAUGGUUAUAGCAUUGCAAAAUCUAAGGCAAUUUUAAAAGUGGCUUAAAUGUAUAUUGAAUAAUCUAAUUUGGAAGCUAUCUCGGCUGGUUUCAACUUUUAAGUAGAAAGUAGCUUAAAAGGUUUAUCAUUAAUGUUAUCAGGAUGGAGUCUAACAUUUGAAGCAGUUAAAAACUAAGUUUUAUAAAAUUUAAAAUAAAUAAAAGAUGAAUCUAAGUUUUAAAGUAUAAAAGAAGAUUUAAGAAGUUAGUUUUAAGAAUAUUACUUUUAAAAAACUCAAUUUUAUUUAAUUCAAUAUUGGUUACCAAAAUUGAUGUUAAGACCUGUAAAUGAUCCAGCAGAUAUAAUAAAAGAAUUUUAGGAUUUAAAAUAUAAUGAAUUCUCUUAAUUUUUAACUGAUAUGUUUUCAGAUAUUAAAUACACUGCAUUUAUCAGUGGGAAUAUUGAUAUUUAAAAUGCAAAAUAAUUAGUGUAGGAGUUUCAUCCUAAUGAUAUUGAAACUCUUACGAAAACUUUAUAAAUAGAAAAGAAUUUGAUUCAUAUAAUCAAAUUACCAGCUAAAUAAAAAUAAAAUGCUGUAGUAAAAUACUUUUCUGUUGGAUAAAGAGAUUAUCUAACAUUAGCAGCUUUAUUAUUGUUAUAAUUACAUUUUGAAUAAUAAUAAGCAAUAUAGGUUAGUUUUAAAAGUAUUGGUUGUGUAGAUGGAUUAUUAUUCUAUAAUUAAGGUACUGAUAGUGUAAUAAAAUUAAAUGAAUAAAUUCAAUAAUUAAUUGAAUAACAAAGAUUUAAUUUGGAUAAACUAAAAGAACAAUUAAUUUUACAUUAUUAAAAUAAUGAUGAAUUUUUAUGGGAUAAAAUUUAUAAUAGAAACUAUGCAUUUAAUGUAUGAUAUCAAUUAAUUGAUUUAGGAAAUUAUUGAGAUUAAGAAUUAAAUUGAAAAUGUAUAAAUAAGUGAUUUCCAUGGAAUACUUCAAUCAGAAACGCUGAGUAUUUUUGGAGUAACAGAGAGUUCCAAAAUUCCAAAUUUGCCAUCUGGCUAACAAGAUUAUUCAAAGGAAAAAGAGAAAUCAUAUUUUGAAUGUGCCUAUUAAUAUUAGUCUUAAUGA
This is a messenger RNA of Paramecium primaurelia, 2908 nucleotides long. Lineage: Eukaryota; Ciliophora; Oligohymenophorea; Peniculida; Parameciidae. The record is from the annotation of a GenBank genome assembly.